UGGCUGGGUUGUCACUGUACUGUCAGCCGUGGCAUGUGUGACAGAGGACAGAGCGCGUGCCAGUUAAAGGGGAGGAUUCCUCUGACAGCGUGCGCGCGUACGGGAAACAUGACGUCAUGCGCCACGCUCCGCUACAGUCCUCCAGCAGUCGGAGGGGUCUGAAGAGGGAAAUAGAAACAUAGAAACCUAGAUUUUAGGCAGCGCCGACCAAAUAGAAACGCUCGCCACCAUGGCCGAAGAGAAUAUCUUUCUGUUCGUGCCGAAUUUGAUCGGAUAUGCUCGUAUUGUACUGGCUCUGAUAUCCUUCUUUCUAAUGCCCUGCUGCCCGGGCCCGGCAGUGUUUUGUUACCUACUCAGUGCCCUGUUGGAUGCCUUCGAUGGACACGCAGCUCGCGCUCUUAAUCAAGGUACAAAGUUUGGUGCCAUGCUGGACAUUACAGACCGUUGUGCCACCAUGUGUUUGUUGGUGAACCUGGCACUGCUGUACCCGUCCUACACUUUCUUGUUUCAGCUCAGCAUGUGUCUGGACAUGGCCAGCCACUGGCUGCACCUGCACAGUUCCAUGAUGAAGGGAGCCACCAGUCACAAGACCAUUGAUCUCUCUGGCAACCCCAUCUUACGGCUGUACUACACAUCCAGGCCGGUGUUGUUUUUCAUGUGUAUGGGGAACGAGCUGUUCUUCUGUCUGCUGUAUGUAAUGCACUACAUCGAGGAACCCCAGGUGUGGCUGCAAUGGCUGCUGGGAGUUUGCAGCGUGGUCUGUGUGCUGAAGUCUGGCAUUAGUCUCCUCCACCUCAUCACCGCCUCCCGUAACAUGGCUGCUAUCGAUGUGGCUGACCGUGAGAGAGAGCGGAGCAAAGCACAAUGAGACAUGAGAGUAUGCAGAAACCAAGAAAAAUGAGACAAAGGCCGUGCAAAAGAAAUGAGCAGAAAAAAGAGUGAUGAGAUCGCUGGCCAGUGUAAAUGAGGAUGAGAUAAUGGCAAUCAAUCACUGGACCACACAAGCCUCAGUGAGCAUUGAUAUUUAUUUGAAUAUAGAUUAUCAAUGCUAUAAUGCCAGGGCAAAUUCCUUAUGAGAUUUAUCCAUAUUCCUGUAGAUGUGCUUUUUAUUUCUGUUGAUGGAACUAGUUGCACUAUGAGUUUACCAUGUUUAUGUCAUCUUUCAGGGUGUCAUCAUAUUAAUUUUUAUUUUUGAGGGUUAAUUUAUUCGUUAAUGGAAUAAACAUGUGUCAUUUUAAUGGAAUUUAGAACACCUCUUCUAUUUAAAACCAACAUUUCCACACGUGCACACACACACACACACACACACACACACACACACACACACACACACACACACACACACACAGGCACAUUCCACACUGAAAGCCACUUGAGUAUUACUGUAUUUGACCAUUGUUUUAUCAUUAGUUUUGGUAUUUAAUUUACGAGCCUGUCUAUUACGGUUUUAUUACACUUGUUUUUGUUGCAGGUAUAUCAAAGAACGUUUAUCUGUUUGAAUAUUAGUUUAAAGAGUGUGAAGCCAUUGUUAUAUUAAUUAAGUGGUUCUGGCAUCAUUUUCGUCCAUAGCCUUCUGAAUGUAUUAUUGGGUUGUAGUAGAGGAGUAGACAGUAGGAGUAGUCUAAAGUUUUACAGCUGUUAUUAUAAAUGAUCAGAAAUAUAUGAGAGUUUUAUGAUUGUGGAGAAAAGUCAUUUUGUACUGUAACUGGUGAUUUGACAAUAAAGAUAUCCUGACAACAA
This is a messenger RNA of Cyprinus carpio (common carp), 1740 nucleotides long. RefSeq names its product CDP-diacylglycerol--inositol 3-phosphatidyltransferase (phosphatidylinositol synthase). Gene Ontology annotation, cellular component: membrane; Golgi apparatus. Gene Ontology annotation, biological process: phosphatidylinositol biosynthetic process. Gene Ontology annotation, molecular function: CDP-diacylglycerol-inositol 3-phosphatidyltransferase activity. Lineage: Eukaryota; Metazoa; Chordata; Actinopteri; Cypriniformes; Cyprinidae. The record is from RefSeq and is a predicted model, not a curated record.